Acyrthosiphon pisum (pea aphid) is the source of this 1077-nucleotide messenger RNA. Its product is annotated as zinc finger MYM-type protein 1-like. Lineage: Eukaryota; Metazoa; Arthropoda; Insecta; Hemiptera; Aphididae. The coding region runs from base 1 to 1077 and encodes 358 amino acids. The transcript has 3 exons. The record is from RefSeq and is a predicted model, not a curated record.
AUGUGGAAAUGUGGAAAAGACACUAGUAAAAAAGAACAGCUGUCAUUCGUCAUCAGGUUUGUUGACAAUGAGUUUAAUGUUUUUGAAAAAGCUUUGGGUUGUUACCACAUGGUUAAAUGUAAUGCUUCGACUCUUAGUCAAGAAAUCCAAAAAAUUGUGAUAGAAAAUAAUUUAGAUAUCAACAAGUGCAUUGCUCAAUGUUAUGACGGAGCAUCGGUUAUGAGUGGAGUGUUCUCGGGAGUACAAAAACGAAUAGCAGAUGUAGUACCGCAAGCUAUAUUUGUGCAUUGCUAUGCUCACCGACUCAACCUUUGUUUAAUUCAUUCUAUUCAAAACAACAGUAUUGUGGUUAAUUUUUUUGAUACAGUCCAGUCUUUGUAUAAGUACUUAAUGAAUGGACAUACUCGUUAUGAAUUUUUUAUGAAAGUUCAAGAGGAUAAAAACUUAAAAGCAAUCCAUUUAGAACGACUUGUGGAAACUAGAUGGAGAUGGUCUUACUGGAAUACUUCUCUACAAAAAAUAAAAAUGCGUAUUACAGAAAUAUUAGAUGUAUUGAAAGUUUUAAUUGUGCAAGAUUAUCAACCAGCAAAAGCUUUAGGCUUACUUAAAGAAGUAUCAACAUUUCGAUUUGUGUUAGUAUUACAUAUUAUGGAAAAACUUCUUGAAAACAUUCAUUGUUUAUCGUGUGAGUUACAAAACCCAAAAAUCUUAUUACCAGCAGCUAUAGAUCUAGUCGAUUUAACAAGAAAAGAAUUAACAGCCCUAAGAUCAGAUGCAAUUGAGGAGGAACAAGAAAGAAAUACUCGUCUUAGAAGAAAACUGCAACCAUCUAAGAAACUUGAAGAAUAUUAUGUAAUGAGUACUACUGGAAAAUGUGAAUCAAUGAAAUCUCUUAAAGUGAAAAAUUUUAAAACUGAAGUUUUUUAUUGCUGCAUUGACAAGUUUCUUCAACAGCUGAAUGAAAGAUUUUCAGAGAAGAGCAAAUAUUUGUUUAAGCUGUUUGAAAUUUUUGAUCUAUCCAGCAAUAAUUUUUUUAAUCCUAACUGCCCUCAUUUAAUAUUCUUUACAAACCAUUAA